Messenger RNA from Brenthis ino (lesser marbled fritillary), 1422 nucleotides. The record is from the annotation of a GenBank genome assembly. Lineage: Eukaryota; Metazoa; Arthropoda; Insecta; Lepidoptera; Nymphalidae.
AUGGCCGUCUGUAGUGUAAGACGUGUCGUAGUGCUAUAUAUAGUUUAUUUACAAGUAAUUUUAAUAUGUGGACAACAGUAUAGAAUACACGAUGUUACUAUACAGGCUUUAGGGCCAAAAGGGAUACGAGUGUCAAUGCCCGCUGAGCCGAAGCAAACUUUGUUUGUUUUUCAAGGAAAUUUAAACCAGAAGAUAAAUCAAAAUGAUGUAGGUCGGAUAUCUGCUGAACUUAUAAAUCCUGUAAACAACAGAUGGGUUUACGAAGAUCUCAACGUAGCGCUGAAAGUUGGCGAUAUUAUAUACUACUAUGUGACUGUAGUUUACGAUGGCAAGGGGUAUAUUCUGGAUAACCAAAGUUUUACUGUUAACGAGUUGGAGGGUCCUACAAAUUCAAAGGGAGACUGCUUGCCUACUUUGACGGAUAUUAGGAAUGGCAAAGCUUGUGCCGGUCAAGUUAUAUUCGAAGAUAACUUUGACGAUCUUCGUGAAGAUUUAUGGCAAAUAGAGCAAUACAUACCGGAUGAACCUGAUUAUCCAUUCGUCUCAUAUCAACGUCCACCCAACGCGGCAGUAGUGUCUGCGUCUGCCGGCUAUCUGUAUAUUGCUCCACAGCUAUUGCAAAAUCUUCAGGGAUUCUCUAACUCAUCUAUUUAUACAGGAACAUUGGAUCUCUCUAGUGGUUGCACAACAAUUUCGUCUAAAUGUCGAGCAGAAGCUUGGGGCGCCAGUAUCUUACCACCCAUCAUUAGUGGUAAACUUACUUCAAAGACUUUCUCUUUUAAAUAUGGUAUCGUCGAAGUAAGAGCAAAAUUACCAAAAGGAGAUUGGCUUUUUCCAGAUAUUUUACUGGAGCCCUUAUUGAAGAAGUAUGGCAUGUCGAAUUAUGCGUCUGGAGUUUUACGUAUAGCGGGAGCGAGAGGCAAUACUCGGCUGCAAAUUGGGAACAACAACAUAGGAAAUAAGCUUCUUUACGGUGGACCAAUAUUGGAUUUCGAGUGCCGCAAGAAUUUAUUAAGUAAUAAAUUGUCAGAUACGAACUGGGGUGACGAUUAUCAUUUAUACACAGCGCGAUGGGAACCUGAAAGAAUUACGUUAUCAGUGGACGGUCUAGAGUGGGCACGGAUAGAGCCCGCCGCAAGUGGGUUACAAGGACGCUUCGAUCGCUACUGCAUAUUGCCUCGGUCCCUGCUUGCUACUGGUUCGAACAUGGCUCCUUUUGAUGACUACUCCUACAUUUCCCUGGGUGUAGCAGCCGGUGGGAUCACGGAGUUUGAUGAUGGCGCAGUGUCUGAUGGAAGACCCAAACCCUGGAGGAAUAAGGAGAGGAAAGCCAGCCUCAAGUUCUGGCAGGAUAUGUCCUCGUGGUAUCCGACUUGGAACCAAGCGAGUCUAAUUGUCGAUUAUGUUAGAGUUCGAGCACUU